GACGUCUGCUUUAUGUUAUUGAAACAUGGUCACCCUAUAUGUGUGCGUUGGUCGGCGUCGGGGUGUCGGGCGGGCGCGUAGUUUGCUUUGCUCGACUCGACUCAGUAUCGCCUUGUCGAGCACGAAGCACGCCUGUACACGACCGCUGAAAAAUAAUUAUAAAAUAAACAUGGCAAAAAGUGUAGCAUUCGCCUUCGCUGUUCUACUAGCGCUAUUCGAAACAGGUUAUUGCAUCAAGUGCUACCAAUGUAACAGUGAACAGGAUAAGAACUGCGGGGACCCGUUCAAGAGCGCCAAACCCCCAGUAGAAUGCAACACCCAGGAUUCGAUUAACUUCAACACGCUCUACCUGCGCAACAUUCUGCCUGUGGAAGUUUUGAACAGCGUUACGGGAGCUCCUAGAUACUGUCACAAGAUCGUCAUGAAGAGCGGAACUGUUGUCCGUACUUGCUUGGAUGUCAACCCCAACGAUUCCCAGCACACCUGCCGAGUUGUCGAGCUCGCCUCCAACACCGCGAUCGCUGACAGCGCGAAGGUCAAGUCCUGCGCUGUGUGCAACAAGGACAACUGUAACGGAGCUGGAUCUAUUUCCUUCUCUCUCCCACUGGCCACAUUCGCUCUGAUCGCUACGUAUUUCGUUUUCAAACAAUAAUUUCGAUUCUAUAUAUAUUUUUUACUUUUAGUUUAACGCACCAAAACAUAGGUAAUGAAUGUCGGUUUGGGCGUGCCAAACAGCGUUCUCUCAGCCCCUAAUCUAGUACUCACUGAGAAGAAUUCUAAAGAAUUUAUUGUGAAUCUCAGUUCAUUUUCAUACAUCUGUCCCCAUCUACACGAACGAAAAUGUUGUUCAUUAAAGAACUGAUUUUAAAAAAAACCUGGUAGAAUUCGCAGUAUUGUUUGAAACAGUAACGAAAAUUCCAUUUUAAUUUACGAAAUAAAAAAUGUUUCAUAAAUUUAUCCAAUAUACCAAAUAAACCUAAAAAAGUUGUUAACAGUUUUUUUUGUUUAUGUAAAAUACUUUUUAAAACAGUGUACUUGUACUAAAGUAAUUUUACGUGUUUACGUAUUGUUAUAUAAUAUAUACUUGUUGUAUUAAUGUAUCGGGCUUAUUCUUAGAUGACAGAGUGCCUAAGUAUUUCAUAUUAAAUUGUUAUAAAAGUUGUUGUUAGUACUUACUUCUUUUGUAGGUGCAUUGGAAGAUAUUAAGAGAAUCAUUAGAUACAAGAAUUCUGUCAACGUGCACAUUUAAUUUGUUAAAAAUAAUGAGAAUGGUUUAUUUACUUUUAAAGCAUUUAUUUGUGUAUUCAUAUUUAUGUGAACUCUUUGAGUUGUAAGUUUUAUUUGUAAUAAAAAAUAAUGAAAA
Bombyx mandarina (wild silkworm) is the source of this 1363-nucleotide messenger RNA. RefSeq names its product UPAR/Ly6 domain-containing protein CG9338. The record is from RefSeq and is a predicted model, not a curated record. Lineage: Eukaryota; Metazoa; Arthropoda; Insecta; Lepidoptera; Bombycidae. Gene Ontology annotation, biological process: positive regulation of voltage-gated potassium channel activity; regulation of synaptic transmission, cholinergic; sleep.